Gadus morhua (Atlantic cod) is the source of this 7833-nucleotide messenger RNA. It is a transcript of the gene palm2akap2, whose product is annotated as PALM2 and AKAP2 fusion. Gene Ontology annotation, cellular component: membrane. Gene Ontology annotation, biological process: regulation of cell shape. Bases 165 to 4235 code for a protein of 1356 amino acids. NCBI's taxonomy places the organism in Eukaryota, Metazoa, Chordata, Actinopteri, Gadiformes, Gadidae. The record is from RefSeq and is a predicted model, not a curated record. The transcript is spliced from 16 exons.
UGGCGGUCACAUGGUCGCCGUGUUGCCGCGGCAGCAGCCGACACAUCGUGCCGUGACGGAGCCUGUCGAGCAGCAGGAGGAGAGGAGGAGAAAAGGAGCUCUCAUCUCUGAGGAGGCGGAAAAGAGCAGGAGAGGUAGCCGGAGGAGGAGAGGAGGGAGCAGCCAUGUCUGAAACGCCUUUGCAGCAGAACGGCUCGACAGUGCAAAUGUCCUCCAUGGAUAACAAGCUCCACAAGGAGAGGCUCCAAGCCUUGGCGGAGAAACAUAAACGACAAACAGCGAUUGAGAGCAAGAGAAGUCAGCUGGAUGAUCUGGUGCUACAGUUACAACACCUCAAGUCUAAAGCCAUGCGUGAGCGCUGGUUGCUCCAGGGCUCCAAUGGUGGUGAGGAAGAGGAGGAGAGCAGGAGACAGCUGGAGAAGGAGGAAGAGCAGGGCAGGAGGUUGGAGGACCAGCUACACAGGCUGGAGGCCGACAUCUUGGCCCUGGAGAACGAGGAGUCCCAGAUCUCGGCCAAAGAGCAGGUCCUACGAGAACGUCUGCGAGAGAGCGAGCGAUCCAUCGAGGACCUGCAGAAGAGCUUGAUGGCACAUGAUGGAGUGGACUCCAGCAGCUCCCUGUCCACCCAGCUGACCGGCCACAACGCCCCAGGACCGGAGCCCCUGUCCCUGGACACCAAGCCCCGAAGCUUGGCAUCCUCUGGAGAUCACACAACCACGGCAAGACCUGCUCUGUUCGCCAUGGAGAUCAACGUUCAGCACGACCCAGCCACUGGUGAGCAGCGCGUCCUCUCGGCCAAUCGUAUGAGCCCGCUGGACGCGGCGUUGCGCGGGGUCAAGGUAUACGACGACGGCAGGAAGGUGGUGUACGAGGUGGCCUCCUCCUCCGUGACCUCCGCCCCCCCUGCCGACCCCGCGGCGGAGAACGGCUGGAGCUCUGAGCAGGUGGACCGCCUGGUGCAGCGGGCAGCCGGGGGUGGGGCCGGGGGACGGAGCCAGGAACACGUCACCGUCGCCCCCGCCUACGUUGCCCCUGCCUACGUUGCCCCUGCCUACGUCUCCCCCGCCGACGCCGACGACCUGUCCCCCCCGUCCUGCGCCCCCCCCUCCGUCCCCUCAAGCCCCCCCGCACAGGUGGAACUGCAGCGGGACGCGCGCCUCGGCGUCCCGCCCCCUUCCGUCAUCGCCUCCCAGCCCCGCCCCUCCGGUCCCCCCGGCGACCAGGACGAGGCGGGCGACGCCCGGGCCACGGCGGAGCACCCGGUCACCAUGGUGUUCAUGGGCUACCAGGACGUGGAGGACCUGAGUGAGGGCAGGCGCCUGCUGGGGUUCCAAGGGGGCGUGUCGGCCGAGGUGGUGCUGAUAGACGAAGAUGACGAGCGCUCUCUUAGGGAGAAGACGGUCACCGACGCCUCCCUGCUGGACGGCACCGCCGCCGACCUGGUGUCCGGUCGGCCCGCUUCCUCCGAGGACGUGGCCAGCAGCCAGCUGUCCUCGGACGCCCCGCCAGCGCCCCCCUCCUCCUCCACCUCCUCCGCCUCACCCCCACCUGGCCUCACGCCCGCCGCAGGUUAUCGGAGGACGGAUGUUAACGGCUUCCAAGUUCCAACCUUCAGACAGCCUCACCCCGCCAUGAAAGUGUUGCGGACGUUGGAUGAUGCCAGUGAGCCAGCACCAAGGGAGCGAGCUCUGAAGAGCGUCACGUUCCAGGAGUUGGUGAGCGUUAUCAGCGACUCGCCGGGAACCAUGGCACUGCAGAGCCAGCAGCAGAUCCAGCAGCAGAUCCAGCAUGGCGGCCUGGGAGGUGCCAGCGACGCGGCCCUCAGUACAACGUGUGGGCAGCUAGAGAGCCAAGAUGGAGAGGGGCUUCAGGAGAUCCGAUACCUGGAUCAGAUUUUAAAUGACGCCUCCGACCCGCCCACCAACGGAAACUCCUCCCCUUCACCACACAGCCAACAGCCAAUUACCAUUGACGGAUCCGCCCACUCGUCCGUCCACACCUCACCCUCCUCCAUCAGCCAAUCACCUGUCAUCAAGGCGGAAGGGAGGAACCAAACCACCUUUGUCUACCAGGAGGAGGGCAUCCCGCAGACCAAUGGGAAUUUGGUAGGGGAGGAGCCAGGGCGUGGGGGGGCCCGCUUUGAGCUGAGGGCGUUCCAGGAGGAGAGGAGGCCGGCCAAGCUCUUCACCCCAGGGGAGGAGCAGCAGGAAGUGCGGGUGAGGAGGAGACGGCCCUCUGAAGAGGUCCAGGAGUUAGAGCGAGAGCGCCAGGAGCUGAUCCGAGGCCAGGCGGUGAAGAAGAACCCAGGGAUCGCUCAGCGCUGGUGGAAUCCUCCUGUCGAGCUCCCGAUGGAGGAGCAGCUAGAUCCAGAACAGCUAGAAUCCCACCGGAAGUACCAGCAGAGGAAACAGAACCAGACACACACCUGCAUCUACACACAGCCCCAGGUCUCAGGCCCCCCGAUGAUGGCGAGCUUUGACCCGGACCUCCCCAGGAAGGAGGACAUCGUGGAGGAGCAGAUCGACUUCCGGUCCGCCAGGAAGCAGUUCCUCCAGGGAGGCGGGGCCCCCCGGAGAGACGUGGCGCCCCAGAUCUACUCGGCCAAGCCCUUCUCCAAGACCCCCGGCAAGACCCCCGCUGCUGCAGACCCCGACGAAGGUCACGUGACCUGGGCGGAUGAGGGGAUCGGAGGGGAGUUCACGUGCGUGCGGGCGGUGAUGACGGUGCUGAACGAUGAGGAUGAGGCGGGGGCCAGGAGGAGCGCACCCCAGAAGGUCCUCCUGUUCAACCCCGAGGAGUCGGACUCGGGGCUGGACGAGCUGUCUCUGCGCUCCCAGGACACCACGGUCCUCAGCCUGGACAACGUGUCUGACAGCGGGGCCUCCCUGCCCCUCACCCCUGUCUCCCCCCCCGCCACCCAGGAGAAUCCCCUGGAGGAGGAGCUGGAGUUCCACGCUGGUCUGCUGGUGCAGAGCGCCAUCCACCAUGCCCUGGCCGGGCAGAACGGAGACGACUGGCAGUCCGCCCUCCACCACCCCUCCUCCUCCUACUCCUCCUCCUCCUCCUCUUCCUCCUCCUCCUCCCCUCACGCUCUGUCCAGCUCUGCCCGGCUAACCCCCGUGUCCGGGAGCCCCGCCUUGCUCCCCCCCUCCUCUUCCUCCUUCUUUUCCUCCCCUUCGACCCCCACCCUGAACCCCCCAGUUCUCCCCUCCCCCUCCUCCUCCUCUCCUGCCCGUUCUCCUCCUCCCACGCCCAGCGCCUCUUCUCCCUGGGCGUCCCCUGUGCCGCAGCAGGAGCAGACCUCCCCCUCCUCUCCUCCGCGGCCCCCGCCCGCCUCCCCCCCUCAGAGGCCCCGAGGAGGCGGUCCUCGUAUCAAGGUCCAGUCCUCCUACGCCCGGGCCCUUGCUGCCUCCACCCCGGAACCCGCCCCGCCUGCCCCUGCCCUGGGCCCCGUGGUCCCCAGACCCCCCACCGUGUACCGGCCCCCCUCCCCGCCGCGGUCGGACAAGCCCGAGUUCAGCUACUUCAAGAAGUAUUCUGAGGCGGCGGAGCUGCGCAGCACGGCCCCGGGCCCCCCGGAGCCCCCCAGCCCCGCCCCCCCUGGGCCCUUCCGCCUGCGCUCCCGCAAGCAGCGCACGCUGUCCAUGAUCGAGGAGGAGAUCCGUGCCGCGCAGCAGCGUGAGGAGGACCUCAAGAGGCAUCGGGACGCCAAGCAGGCAGCGGCAGCCACGGCGGUCGGCGGUCGCCAAGUCAACCUACAACCCCCCCCCGCUCCCGCCAGUGUAGGCCAUGCCCCCGCAAAGACAAAGACACGCAGUGAGCUGCCCGGCGCCGUGCCCCUUGCCGACAAGAUGAAAAGCAACAGUCUGCCGGCCAGGCUCACCCUGACGGCCAGGACCGCGCCCGGUGGGUGGAGCCUCCAUGAGUCAGGGAAGAUCGAGAAGGUGUGCCCGGUGCCACCCGUCUCUCCGUCCCUGUCGGAGGGAGCGCUGUCGGACGCGGGGAGCGAGGACUCUGGGGGAAGACUAAAGAACUACAUGCAGACCCUGAUGGAGGACUACGAGUCCCACAAGGUGAAGCGCAGGGACAAGCUGGAGGACAACAGUGUCCUAGAAGCCACUCGAGUCACCCGGAGGAAGAGCAACAUGGCGCUGAAGUGGGAGGCAGGUAUAUACUCCAACGAGGAUGGAGAGCAAGGGAAGGAGGAAGAAGAGGAGGAGGAGGAGGAGGAGUAGAGUCACUACGAGCGCAGGAAGAGGAAGGGAGGAGGGAGGAGCUGCUAGGGGAGAUAGCGCCGGAGGGACAGCCAGCAGUAUUAAUUAUACUUGAUAGUGUUCUGAUGAUCACAUUGUGAGACCAUUUGGGCACUAUUCUGAUGAUGCAGUUGGCUUGUGAUUGGUUGAUUGAUUGAUUGAUUGACUGAGGGUUUGAAGGCAUGACUUGUAGUCCCAAGUCUUCCCCCUCUGGGGUAACGGUUCAUGGAUGUCUGGACCACAAGCUUCUUGAUUAUGAGGUGUUUUUUAACAGUCAAAUGCAGUAAACUAUAAAAUAAUGUUAUGGAAAUAAUGUUGUUUGAGGGACGCUCUACAGAAACAGGUUGGAUUCUGUAUAGAACCCAUCUUCCACACAAUAGUGUGUCAAAUAAUGUAUUACUUUUGGACUUACAGACUUAAGUCCAAACUUUUUUGCCUCAAUUGUCUCCAACUUUGAACUUUGGUGUGGCUAAUAGGAAAUGAACACAUGACAACACACACAAGAGAAAAACACUCAGUAGGGCCUCAAUCAAGCGAUUUAAGCAUUAUCUUGAAUUAAAUCAUUAAAACAGAUCAUUUUAAUUUGUUAGCGUAAGAGAUUAUAAUGCAAAACAAUCUCCAAAGGGCUCAUGUGAAACUAAAGGACUCCAUGAUGGGUGAUUAAGCAAUGAUUUACCUGGUUAAAUACUACUCACUUAGGUUAACCAUUAACUCAUUCCAAAUGAGGAACUCAGAGUUAGCUUGAUACCGAUGUUAUUAAAGCUAGUUCCUUUUCUGUUGGAGUGCAUGAUAUUCAUCUCUCCUCUGCCAUCCCAUAAUUGUAAGACCUUGACUAACGCAGAACUAUACCUCUCCACACAGGGGGUAGCUCAGUCUAGCUAUUCUUACAAAGCGUGAGACUUUUAAAAGGGAGCAGAGUAUGUAGGAAAGCUUUUGGCAAGCGAUUUGGUUAUGUUUAAAGUCACUUAUUUCAAUACCUAUCAAACUUGGAUGCUUAGAUGACCUGUGCGUUGUGAUGGAAGCAGUUCUUUUACCUGCAUUAUAUUGAGGAAGGACUGUGUGUUUGAUUGAGCUUUCAUUCUUUUAUUUUAGUAGCUUAGUCGUAAUGAUUAAAGAGGACAUAUUAUACCACCAGGUGUGAGUGUGAUUAGCCUAACAAGCCGUUUCGAAAAUCUGCCCUAUAUGACAUCACUAGUGACAUCAACUAGAUCUGUGCUGGAUAGAUGAGCAACGUUUACUUCAGUCCACUGAGUAGGCUGGUAGACUGAUCUAUCCAGCACAGAUCUAGGUGGACACGCCCACUAGUGAUAUCAUAUGGGGCAGAUUUUCGAAACGCUUGUAAGGCUAAUCACAUUCAGACCUGGUGGUAUAAUAUGUCCCCUUUAAUAAAACCGUUUUUUUUCACAAUACCAAACCGAUAUAUCUAUAACAAAAUAAUGUGUCGAAAUUUAGAAUCAACGGUUGGCCACGUAUUUUUUAAUAACUCUGUUGAAGAAAAGUAAUUGUAGCUUACAGCCUAUCCUAGACGAACUGUAACAUAAUCAUCCAAUCAGGUGCCAGGUCAUUGAAGAACAGAAAAGCUCUUGUUCAAUCCAAUGCAGUCUGUCACUUGUUGUAUUGUAUGCACUGUUGGGAUGAAGGGUUGGACUUGUAACCGUCCAGACUCAUCUGGCCUUCAGGACUGUGACCGGAUCAGACUGGAUUGACAAGGAUUGAACUAGGCCAAACUGAUUGGACUGGAAUUAAAUUGAAUGGAAUGAAUCGGAUUGGACUGGGAGGAAUUGUAUUGACCAGGAAAAUGUAAAUUGUUUGGACCCUCAGCAAGAGAAUCAGAUGUGAACUGAAUCCAGAUUCAAAUUGAACCGACUCCACAUCACAAACCUGACGCUUUCGUGGAAGAAAUGGCCAACAGUCGAGUAUUAAGUAUUGGAAAAUAACGUUUUCAAUACCACUUGAAAACGUUUCAGUCACUCAGUAAUUAUUUCUCAAACAAGGAUGACUAAUGACAGGCUACUGGUUGGUUUACAGCGGCACAAAAAUGUGCACGUUUAAGUGUCCUUUUACUAAAGCAAUGAUCAUAAUCACUUACCUUCAUCUAAGAAUUGCGUGACUACAUUUCAGAAUCAGUCACAUUCUGAUUCUUUUCAAAUUACUUAAAUGUAGCAUCACCUCACUUAAAAUUGUUUUCAAGUCCCCAUUAAGUUAAGUAUGUCUGGUUGAAAGUGCCAUUUAAAAUUCUGAACCAGACCCCUUGCGCGAUGUCCGUCUCUGUGGGUUUUUAUGGACGUGGGAUAAACGCAGAGGAAAACUUUAUUUAAUUUAUUAGGACAAACGAAUGAAACAUGUGUUUGAAUACUGAAUGAACCUUUGAUCACCCGCUGUCUUCACCUUUCUAAUCACAUUGCAUCCUGAAAUAAUACUGACGUGUUUUCUGGAAAAUACUUUCCAUAUUUAAUAUUAUAAUGUAAGCUAAAAGUAUUUAACAGAUUAUCCUGGCUUUGGUCAGUCUGAAGAACAUUUAAGGAACCAGAGAGCUGUAGAGAGGAGGUCAGCCGACAUUUGUAUAUACGGACUGCGUAGACCACCCACAGAAUUAAAGAGUUUAUUAAGACUUGAGGAAAUACAUUUAGAGCGGUUAAACUGUAUUUAUAAAAACACACGACACACAGGAUUAAUGUUUAGAAACGUCCCUGUGUUGAGAAAUAUAGCCCAUGUGUGUGUUUGGGACUUAAUUGACAAAAAUACAGAAACGUUUUACGGUAGCUUACUGCCAAUGCCAUAUGUGUGAUAAUCAUGAUAGUGUGCCUGUGAGUCACCAUGCACUAAUAUUAGGCACAUUGCCAUAAUGACCAUUAUGCAGAAUGAUUUAGAUCCAAGACACACACAUCCAUGUUGUUAUUUACUGUAUUCAGCUUCUGCAGCGCAUUCGCUCCUGACCUACAAUGUACAACAUUGUUAAUACACACACACACACACACACACACACACACACACACACACACACACACACACACACACACACACACACACACACACGCACAUACAUAGACACACAGACAUACCCAUGUGUAGAGUUAACCAUAGGGUCUUUGUUGUGUGUUACAUUUAUGUUACAAUAUGACAAGUUUUGAGUAUGGGAAGAGUACGGUUGAUGUGGUUACAUGUAUGUUACAUGUAUGUUACAUGAUUACAAUGGGUUUAAAAAUAGUUAAAAAAUACCAAAUGUCUACUGCACUACUCCCAAACAGAAUGCAAAUGGUUAUCUGUGUGACUUUUUAUUAUUAUUAUUAUUAUUAUUAUUAUUAUUAUUAUUAUUAUUAUUAAUGUGCUUUGUUUCCCAGUGCUCCCGGUGCUCGGAAUCUUGCUGUACCGGAGUGGGCUUAGAGCACGAAACACGUUAUUACUUUCUUGUCUGUAUUUUAUUUCUUUGCGUGCAGUAAGGCCUCCUAUGUUAACCUCUGUUACUAUUAACCACUUUUACACUCAUAAUCUGCUGCAUCAUUUAAAUCCUAUGUAACGCUCACAGUUAUCUACCUUAUAUUAUGAAUAUUUUUCUCAUUAAACACAAAAGUGCUACUGC